This is a messenger RNA of Cicer arietinum (chickpea), 932 nucleotides long. RefSeq names its product ethylene-responsive transcription factor 12. The record is from RefSeq and is a predicted model, not a curated record. Gene Ontology annotation, biological process: regulation of DNA-templated transcription. NCBI's taxonomy places the organism in Eukaryota, Viridiplantae, Streptophyta, Magnoliopsida, Fabales, Fabaceae. Gene Ontology annotation, molecular function: DNA binding; DNA-binding transcription factor activity.
AAGAGAUGCAGAGGAGGUGGUGCCGGCCAGCCGACAAUUACGGGAGCAAAUGUGGGUCCCAUCACUUUUAUAAACAUCCAUCCAUUCCAACACAAUCACUUCAAAUCUCUUUUUCUUUUCUUUGUUAAUGGAUUCUUCAUCUUCAUCUUCUUCAGCUAACCGCGAAGGACACUACAGAGGUGUUAGAAAGCGACCAUGGGGACGCUAUGCAGCUGAGAUUCGCGAUCCUUGGAAGAAGACACGUGUUUGGUUGGGAACAUUUGAUACUCCCGAGGAAGCUGCUCUUGCUUACGACGGCGCCGCUCGUUCCCUCCGUGGAGCUAAGGCUAAAACUAACUUUCCUCCGGCGCCGGUUGCCGCUGGUCUUUGUCUUGAUCUCAACGCUCCUUCAUCUGAUCACCGAUGGCCGCCUGUCCCUUCGCGCAGCUUCGUCGUGACUGAGUUUCUUCAGACUGGAGUUCUCAAGGAUUUUAACACUCCUCAGCCUCCACCUGUUGCUGCGGUCGCUGGACUUAGGCGUCAUGACGGUGCUUUUUCUGUCUCCGGUGGAGUUCAGGUGGCUGAGCACACCUCAACUGCGUCUUAUUUAGGACUCGUCCGACGUGGGAUUCCGAUUGAUUUAAACGAACCUCCACCGUUGUGGCUAUGAAUAUCCUAAAAAAUGAGAAGCGUAAAUGAGAUCCUUUAUCCUAGGUUUUUAACGGCGUCGUUUUGCACUCUCUUUUAAGAUAUUAUUUAGUAAUUAAUUAGGCUUCCAUGUCUUUUUUCCUCUCAUUAGUUUGGUAGAGUUAUCAUUUGUGGAGUAUCUAUCUAUCUAUCUUUGUAAUUUAUGUAACGCUAACAUUUUAGAAAAAAUGAAAAAGAGUAACCUAUGAACUAGUAUGAUAUUGUACUGUACGUAUUGACAUUUAUUUAUUUUCCAUAUUAACAAA